Molecule: messenger RNA, 3914 nt
Organism: Frieseomelitta varia
Lineage: Eukaryota; Metazoa; Arthropoda; Insecta; Hymenoptera; Apidae
Gene: not
Product: ubiquitin carboxyl-terminal hydrolase 22
Exons: 7
Coding region: 755-2263 (502 amino acids)
Biological process (GO): protein deubiquitination
Molecular function (GO): cysteine-type deubiquitinase activity; zinc ion binding
Source: RefSeq, a predicted model, not a curated record
GAUUUUUUAUCAAACGUUGAAAACUUAAGGAAAAAUUGAGAAACCCGCAGCACCCUGAAACACUCGUCCCUGACAACGUUCCACAAUUGAUGGUGGGGAUAAAGAGGGGCUGGCUUGUACCGGCGGCGCCUGCAGUGACCGGCUGGUGUCUGUGAGCACCCGGGUGUCAAAAACGUGAAUACGGAAACUCUCGGUGGCACGCGACGUGUAUCUUGAGAUCCUUGCUCGACUCUUCUCUCUCGAGCUGUCUGUCUCUAGUAAGCUCAAGGGACAGGUCAGUGUUGUGGUGUGACAGCGAUCGACUGGCUACGAUACUGCUGCACGGGCAACCCUUGCGCUCUUUUUCUCCAAGGCUCACGCGGUUUUCCAUGUCAACGACACGCGCGCUCCUGCCAAGGCCAGCGUGCUACGCCCCGCACAGAGUAGCCUCUGUUGUCUUCGUCGUCGUCUUCGUCGUCGUCAUCGUUGCUAUUACUACUGCUGCUGCUGCUGCUGCUGCUACCGCCGCCGCCGCCGCCGCUGCUGUCGCCGCCGCCGUCGUCAAUCGACAGCUCCACGUAAUCGCGUCCACCGUUGACUGUCUGCCGCUGUCUGCUGCGCUGCGUCGGUGGUCAGACCGACUGCCUUCAUCGUUGUGGUCAUCAUCCCGGUGGUGGUUAGUUUGGGAAAAGGUCGGCGAACUAGCGAGUAUCUGUACGCUUAUUACCAGGGUGAAGAGAAGGAGACACUGCAGCGUCGCUCACGCAGGCCUGAGAUGAGCGACCAUGGCUGCAUACACUUGAAUAAUUUCAAAGCAGCCAAGGGUAUCCAGCCGUACAAAGUGAUACACUCCUAUUUUGUGACCAGCACGUCCACCGAGGCACGCGUAAGAAAGGCCGUUAGUUGUUUAUGUCACACAUGUAAGACUUAUAAAGACCGCCUACAUUCUUGUCUUCAUUGUAUAUUCUUUGGCUGCUAUGUAAAAGGUCAUAUACAAGAACAUGCAAAGACAAAAAAACAUUUUUUAGCUGUUGAUCUUUGUUAUGGAAAUAUUUUGUGCUUCCAAUGUGGAGAUUAUGUAUAUGAUAGGGAGCUAUUAGCAGUUGCUAAAACACAGUGGAGCGAAUCUGCAAAAUCAUUGAGCUUUGGAGAGUUUUAUCGAUCAUGGGAACCAACGCAGAUAGAAGCAGAAUUAUUGAGAAAACAUCCACGCAGAAGGCGUGUGGUCGAGAAUUCUACGAUAGGUUUAAGAGGACUUAUAAAUCUUGGAAGUACAUGUUUUAUGAACUGCAUAGUGCAGGCACUCAUACACACUCCACUGUUAAGAGAUUAUUUUCUUGCUGACCGUCAUCACUGCCCACAGCCGACACGCUGCCUGGUCUGUGAAGUAUCCCAUCUUUUUCAGGAAUUUUACUCGGGUAGCAAAGCACCGCUGACGCUUCAUAAGCUUCUCCAUUUGAUCUGGACACAUGCUAGACAUUUAGCAGGUUACGAACAGCAGGAUGCCCAUGAGUUCUUUAUAGCUACACUAGAUGUUUUACAUAAGCAUUGUGAAGCAGCACCCAUCUUAGUAAAAGAUAAUCCACAUCACUGUAACUGUAUCAUUGAUCAAAUCUUUACCGGUGGACUUCAAAGUGACGUGGUUUGUCAGGCAUGCAACGGAGUGUCUACUACAAUAGAUCCGUUCUGGGAUAUAUCUUUGGAUUUGGGUCCAGGGGCUAGUGCAUCAGGUUCCGAUAGUUCUGGUCCUCCUACCUCGUUAUUAGAUUGUUUGGAAAGAUUCACGCGUGCCGAACAUUUGGGAUCUAGCGCAAAAAUAAAGUGCAGCAAUUGUCAGACGUAUCAAGAGAGUACCAAGCAAUUAACUAUGAGACAACUCCCUAUCGUGGCCAGCUUUCACUUAAAAAGAUUCGAGCACUCUAGUAUACAGCAUAAAAAAAUUUGUACGUUUAUCUCGUUCCCAGAACAAUUAGACAUGACUCCAUUUAUGUCGCAUAGACGGAACGGCAAUAAUAACAGUGCAAUGAUAGAUGGACUGCCAAAGAAUGGAGAAGACAUGGCGUUUAGCGACAAUAGAUAUUCUCUAUUCGCGGUAAUAAAUCAUGAAGGAUCUUUGGAGACUGGACACUACACUGCCUUCAUACGGCAGCAGAGAGAUCAAUGGUUUAAAUGUGACGAUCAUUUGAUUACAAGAGCGAGGUUAAAAGACGUCUUGACUAGCGAAGGGUAUCUCCUUUUUUAUCAUAAACAAAUUUUGGAGUAUGGUCGAAACACGAAGGUGUAAAAUUUUAGAUUAUGUAACUAAUUUAUUUAUCAUGAUGAAUUACGAGAGAUAGAUUUAAGUUUCUUUUAGCAUUUUAAGAAAAAGAAACUUGUUCCUUCUGGAAACUAUUUCGAGUCUUUAAUCCAGCUCGUAUGAAUUUGCCUGUCAAAUUAUGCGACGGGAGACGAGUAAUAAAUCGAAGGCCUCAAAAAUGAAAUUUCAAACUUUUAUUCGAAGUGAUUGAUAGAAAGUGAUUAUGGACGGAGAUAUUUUCAAUGAAAUUAAAAAAAAAGAGGAAGAAAAUUUUGACAAAUGGCUAUACUAUUAUGCUUUGAUCAUGCGAUUAGAAAGAAAGAAUAAACUAGAGUCAGAUCAAGAUUGAACGGACGUUUAUUAGCAUAAAUAUGUUUGUCAUGAUAUUAAUCUUUAAUUAACUUUCAGAAAUGUAUGUAAAAGAAUUAUGUUCGUUCUAUUAUUUACUAUUUUUUCUUUCUAUCGUUGUGUUAAUUAUAUUUGACGAAAUCUAGGCUGGUGCAUACGGUUUCUCUAUUCGUAAACGAUUUCUGUAUUCGUGUCCUAAAGUAACAUAAGUGUAAUUUUAAGAUUAGCUCAAUUUUUUUAAAUGACCGAUCGCAUUUUUGUAUAUCGCUGACUGUUAUUAUAUUCCUGCCCUGACACUUGUAUACAUGAAAUCACCAAGGAUGGAUCACACGAUUCGAAAGUAUUGUAAUUAAUAAGUUUGAUUUUUAAGUAUGAUCAAAUUAAGAAAGCAUUUUAUUUACACGAUCCAUCGUGUAAGUCAUCCUUUGGUAAUUCAAUUUUGUACAAACGAAAUAAUACAUAUAGCAGAAAAAAAGAGGGAUAUGAUAUUAUUCAUAUACAAGAUGAAUUAUUUCGCUCGACUGUGUAUAAUAAAAGAAGAAUCACUGUUUGACAAAUUUCUUUCUGGUGUUGCCCGGUUUUUCCUCAGAAAAAGAAAAAAACUAAAAAAAAAGAACUAUAGAAUGAUUCAAAACUUAAAAAAAAUUUCGAACGAAAGAAAGAUAUUAAAAAGAUUCGUGCGUAGUGCUUUCAAUGAUAUGUUAAUUUUCUGUACGGCAGCCCCUGCAAAAAGUGCCAAGUGUUCAUUGCACUUGUAGUUUGUAAUUCUGUGUGCUUAUAGUUGUAGCAAUUCCCUACUUUGUGAUGGAUUUCUAUUAUUGUGUUCAUUGGUGAAAAAGUGUUUCGUAAUAUUUCCACAAACACACGUAACUAGAGUAAUCAUUAAUGACAAAAAUAAUAUCUAAGAGACAAGAUCGUAAACAGAUACUUGUAUCGUGUCGACGUGAAGAACGAUUCGCUUAUAUGUAUGUAUGUAAUAAAAAUAUACGAUUUUUUGUUGAAUUGUUAAGACCAUUGAAAAGGUUUCGAUGUAUAAUUAAAUACAGGAAGCAGUAAAAUGCUUUUACUUUAUUUAAUAAACUGCGAGGGAAGUGUAAAAUUUACAUCGUUGUAUGUAAAGUUACGUCAUUGUGUGCGUCGUAAUAACUGCACUCGGGUGCCCAUUCUCAUGAGCACGUAUCAUGACCAAUAGUACUAUACAUUUGGAAGUUCGUAUUACGCGUGCAGUUGUAACAUUUUGUAUAAGGCUGAAGUAAAUGUAUACAGAAAUAAAGUUAUAUUUCGUCGAGAA